AUCUAUGAUAGUACCCCUCCCCUGAGCUUUUCGGCUACAAGUUGCCGAGAAUGGAAGGGCACUCGGAAGGGACCGAGUGCAGUAGCUUUGGGUCGGUCCAGGGGAGAUACAAAAGUGCCAGCAGUCUGUGACGGCGACUCCCAUAUAGACUGACGAUUGUCCUGAGUCUGGUCGUACCUUCAAGUUUGUCAAGGACCACCAGGGCUAGGUGUGUAACUGACCGCCAUCAUGAAACUGUUCCCGACUCGGGGAGAAGCAGGUCCCUUGGGCACGCUCGGAGGGAUCCUCUCUCUUUCCCUCCUAGCCCAUAGCCCUUUCGCCGCCGCCCAGACUGCGCCGGCCGAUGGCGCCGUCUACGACUACAUUGUUGUAGGGAGUGGACCUGGUGGGGGAGUUCUCGCCGCCAACCUUGCCAAGGCAGGAUAUGGGGUGCUGCUGCUCGAAGCGGGAGAUAGUGAUCCAGGAAGAGGAUUUGGACAAUACACUCCAACCGUCACCUGGGACUUUUAUGUCAAGCACUACCCGGAAGGCGACCCCAGGGACAACACCUACUCCCAUUUGACAUGGCGGACACCCCAAGGCCGGUACUGGGUCGGCCAAAGCGGUGCACCUGCGGGCUCCACCCUCCUGGGCGUCUAUUACCCACGGGGGGCAACCCUUGGAGGCUCCUCCAUGAUCAACGCCAUGGUGUGCUGGCUUCCCAGCGACAGUGACUGGAACUACCACGCACAGGUGACGGGAGAUGACAGCUGGAGAGCCGAGAACAUGCACAAGAUCUUCACCAAGAUCGAGAAGAACAACUACGCGGCAAGGGGCACGGCAAACCAUGGCUUUGACGGCUUCUUCCAGACCAACAUGGGCACCAUGACGCAGUCCCGGCAGACGGGAGGCAACCUGGCCGGCAACAGCGUCAUGGCGGCAUAUGCCAGAGACUGGAACCUGACCAUGUCCAUGAACAACCUCCUUAUCCGGGACCCGAACGAGAUCGGCUCCACGCGCGACCAGACGUCAAGCAUCUACGGGUUGGUGACUCACCAGUACGCCAACGGAAACCGAUACAGCUCGCGGGACUACAUCCAGGAAACCGUCCGGGGCGGCGCAAAUCUCACCGUAUCCCUCACUUCCCUCGCCACAAAAGUCCUCUUUGACACAACCUCCAAUUGCAACACCGGCAGCACCCCUCGCGCCACAGGCGUCGAAUUCCUCUUCGGCAAGUCCCUCUACAAAGGCGACAACCGCCGCGCGGCCAACGCACAGGGCAUCAAGCGAACCGCCUACGCCCGGCGCGAGGUCAUCAUAUCCGGCGGCGCCUUCAACUCCCCUCAGCUCCUAAUGCUCAGCGGCAUUGGCAACGCGACCGAGCUCGCCAAGUUCAACAUCCCCGUCAUCAAAGACCUCCCCGGCGUAGGCCAGAACCUGAUGGACAACCAGGAAAUGCCCAUCGUCGGCUCCGGCAGCGCCGGCUCGGGUAUUGCUGGUGUAGCGAUGUACAAGACCAAGCACCCUGCGCACGGCGAGCGGGAUAUGUUCCUGAUGGGUGGGCAGGGGUUCCUGUUCCGGGGGUUUUGGCCGGACAAUCCGGUGCGGGUGCCCGCUGAACCGCGCCAGCCGUAUGGUGUCAGCAUGGUCAAGGGGUCGAGUGUGAAUAAUAAGGGUUGGGUGAAGCUCAAGUCGGCGGAUCCGAUGGACACACCUGAGAUCAAUUUUAACCAUUAUGCGACUGGGUCCGAGUAUGAUCUUGAGGCUAUGAAGGAUACCGUCGCGUGGAUAAGGACUGUGUACCAGCGGAUUGGUAUCACCACGGUCGAGCCUCCCUGCACGCGCCCGGGCGGGCCGGAUGCGAAUGGGUAUUGUGGGAAGGAGGACGAGGAUUGGAUCCAUAAGCAGACUUUUGGGCAUCAUCCGACGUCGACAAACAAGAUUGGCGCGGAUGAUGAUCCCAUGGCUGUGCUCGACUCAAAGUUCCGCGUCAGGGGUGUCCAGGGGCUGCGCGUGGUGGACGCGAGCGCUUUUGCUAGGAUCCCUGGCAUCUUCCCGGCCGUGUCGACGUUUAUGAUUUCGCAAAAGGCGAGUGAUGAAAUGUUAGCUGAGCUGAAGGAUGGGACAGCUUUGAAGCAGUGCUGAUUUGGAUUGAUGUGCUAAAUGGGAUGUGUUGUUGGUUGUAUGGUGGAUGUUGAGGAGGCAGUUGUGAAACACGUCUUGCCAAGAGAAUAAAAUGUGUUCACG
This is a messenger RNA of Canariomyces notabilis, 2226 nucleotides long. RefSeq names its product GMC oxidoreductase. The transcript is spliced from 2 exons. Gene Ontology annotation, molecular function: flavin adenine dinucleotide binding; oxidoreductase activity, acting on CH-OH group of donors. The record is from RefSeq and is a predicted model, not a curated record. Bases 229 to 2124 code for a protein of 631 amino acids. NCBI's taxonomy places the organism in Eukaryota, Fungi, Ascomycota, Sordariomycetes, Sordariales, Chaetomiaceae.